AUCUGAUGGUCAAGGAUUAAAUGAGAAAUAUAAAAGCUUCGCACAAAAGCCACCAUGAAUGUAGAAGCGAAUUGACUCUUGUCAGUUCUUGAAAAUGUCUAUAUCAGUACCGGAUUGUAGGAAGUUUCCAGCUUUAGAAUUCACCACAACACCUCAAGACUGGCUCCAAAUCAGAAAAAGUGGAGAAGUUUGUAAAGACGAGUCGAAUGUGCAGUUUUUGCACAUGCCGAAGUCAAAAAAGGUCAGAAUUGACAUCAACAAAGAGCACCCAGAUGAUGAAAUUGAUGCUUGUGCCGAAAAUGAAGGACCAUGGAACUCAAAAUUGGACUCCUAUUUCUCAUCUCAAAAUGAAAGAUUUCAAGACGCAGAGUUUGUUUUUGACAGUGACUGGACUCUUACGGACGUGCUGAAGCUUCCUUUUAUGUUUGAUAGUGUAUCAGAACAUUUUCAAAAAAUUCGUUAUCGCAUUUCGAAAUCAAAUGGAAAAAUUUACAUACGAGGCUUUAUCAACGAAUCGACCAGUAGUGGAUAUGGGUAUCGCCCAGAGAGAAAAAUUAGUGACAAAUUACGGUUCAUGUACAGUUUUUUAUCUUCCUCUCGGGAUAUUGAACCAGACGUGAGCAGCCCUAUUAAAAACCAAGAAACUCGCACUUUGGUGACAUACUACAGCGCUUUGGGAGAACACAAAAUGUUUUAUCCUGCAUCCGUGGACGGAUUCGACAAAGACGUUGACUUGGAAAGCAUCAAGGGUGACACAAUUGCGCAGCUCAAGUUCUUCAGAAAAAAAGAUGGAAGUUAUGUUGGCUGGCGUUCAUCUCUUAAUUAUUGGGCAAAAUUAAUGGUCGCUCAAGGAAAACUGAUAGCUGGAUACUACAACAUUCAGUUGAAUGAUGGAAUAGUGAAAAGUUGGAAAAUACUCGACGCAGAACAAUUGUACAAAAAUGUUGAGAGCUCAUGGGAGUUUUAUGAGAAGACUCCCCCUCCUAGCAAAUUUUUGGGCAUAAAUUUCCUCAACGAUUUCUUGAGCUUCUUAAAAACCGAGCUGCAAGAUGCAAAAGCAAAUGAAGUGUACGAAUUUGAGUUUGACGCAUCGGACCCGGCUCGAGAAGGAAAAUUGAGUCUAUUUGAAUAUACCUCUGAAGUUCCUGCGUGGUUCGACUUCCGCAGUUUGUAAAUCAGAAAUUAUGAGAUGCUAAAUAAAAAAUUUCUGUCAUCUUCAAGAAAACCCUCUUGUUGUUGUUACAUCCGUAGAAAAAAUUAAUAAUCAUUCCGAAUUUCUGUCCAAUAAAAUAUUGAAAAUUUUACGUACCAUUUUUGGUUUAUUAAUUAAUGACACAUCUCAGAAUUAUCAUCAAAGUCGGUUUAUCUGACUUGCAAUUAGCGUAAUCGUGAUAUCUGGAGGCGUCAAAUGAUAUGAAAAUGGACAAUAUAAAGUAUGUGCUCAAUUUGCAUCAAGUCACUGUUUGGCAUUACUCUGAUUGGAGAAAAUGUCUUUAUCGAUACCGGACUGUAGAGAUUUCCACGAAACUUCCCAAUUGAAAAGACUGGAAUUUAUUGCAACGCCUCAAGACUGGCUGCAAACUAGGAAUAGCGGAGAAGUUUGCAAAGACGAGUCGAGUUUAAAGUUUUUGCAUCUACCGGAGUCAAAAGAUGUUCUUAUCAACCUUAAAAGAGAGCACCCUGAAGAUGAUUUUGAUGCUAGUGCAGAGGAUGAAGGACAAUCGAACUCUACGGUGGGCGCAAAUUUUCUAAAUCAGAACGAAAGGUACCAAGACGUCGAGUUUGUAUUUGAGAGUGAUUGGACACUUGCAGACUUGCUGAAGCUACCAUUUAAGAUUGAUUCAGAGUAAAUACAUAUUAAUACAUUUUUCAAUUGAAUCCAUUAACAGUUUCACGAAUGGUAUAAAGGAAAGAGUGGUUAAAAUACUUUUCCUUCCGCAUUUCCAAAUCGGAGGGGAAAUUUUUCAUCGUUCAGAGCUCAAUCGACGAAUUAAUCAUUCGACAUUCACCAGAACAAAAGGCAGAAAAAUUCGUGUUCAUGAACAACUUUCUAUCUACUUCGAGAGACGCUCAACCAGAUGGAAACAGCCCAAUUAAAAACCGAGAAUCACACACUUUUGUACUGUAUUAUAGCACUUUGGGUGAGCACAAAAUGUUAUACCCCGCAUUCGUGGAUGGAUUUGAUAAGGACGUUGACCUGGCAAACAUAAAAUGUGAAAACAUCGCGCACCUCAAAUACUUCCAAAGAGCAACGGAAAAAUAUGUUAGCUGGCAAACUUGGAGCAACUUUUGGAGUAAAAUCAUUGUUACACAAGGAAAACUGAUUGCUGGGUACUACGACAUUCGGUUGCAAGAUGGGUUAAUGAAAAGUUGGGAUUCGCUCGAUGCAGAACACAUAUACAGAAAUUUAGAGAGCUCGUGGGAAUUUCAUAUGAAAACUCGCCCACCAAAUAAAUAUUUGUGCUUGAACUUCCUUAACGAUUUCUUGUGCUAUUUGAAAACAGAAAUGCAAAAUGCUAACGAAAACGAGAUCUACGAAUUUGUAUUCGACUCAACAGACAUAUUUCGAGAGGGAAAACUGAGUAUUUUAGGGCUCACCUCUUGAGUGGCAGCAUAUUUUGAGUUCCGCCGUUAGUGCAACAAAUAUGAUGGGCAUUUCAAUUGAAAUAAACUGUCUACAGCUAACAACAAAA
This is a messenger RNA of Cloeon dipterum, 2693 nucleotides long. RefSeq lists its product as uncharacterized. Lineage: Eukaryota; Metazoa; Arthropoda; Insecta; Ephemeroptera; Baetidae. The coding region runs from base 95 to 1174 and encodes 359 amino acids. The record is from RefSeq and is a predicted model, not a curated record. The transcript has 10 exons.